Messenger RNA from Carica papaya (papaya), 3211 nucleotides. The record is from RefSeq and is a predicted model, not a curated record. Lineage: Eukaryota; Viridiplantae; Streptophyta; Magnoliopsida; Brassicales; Caricaceae.
AGUCAAAAGUACCAAAUCUAUGGAAUACCGUUUAGAACUCAGAAAGAGUUUGAAGGACCAACAGUCCUUGGGAAGAUCUCAGAAGACUAUAUUGCCUCAAGCAAUCCCAAGGUCAAAUCCCCAAGACAGAUUUAGAAGAGAAAAGCCUAACUUGUCGUAUGCUGAUCUGCAUCAUGAGAUCACAAAAAAUGUGAAAGAUAUCUCAAGUAAACCUCUAGAGAGUCACCUGAGGCAACAGAUUGAUAGAGAGGUGAAUAAAGAAGAUGAACUGGUCAAGCACAUGUCAAAUUUACCAAGUUAUCUAGAGAGAGGAGAAAAUCUCCAGGAGAAAGUUUUAAAUGUUGGGGUCCUUGACUGGGGCCGUCUAGAGAAAUGGCAGUAUAUUCAUAAACAGUUGCCUCAUAGGAGUAGGAGACCUUCAGUUUCCAGUAGUAAUACGUCCUCUUCUUUCUCAACAGAUGAGUCAUCUGCAUAUUCUAGCAGAGGUCAAAGUUGGUCUCCUGCUCAUCAAAGGUUGCGUCAUCCUUCACUGCAAUUUCAUCUGACAUCUUCUUCCAUGGAAGCUCGUUCUCAAGUUGACAAAAUGUUUGGAGAGGGCGUUGGAAAAAUUCAAGAUCUCAAGGGGACCCAGCAAAACACCUUCAAGAAUCAGGUGAACUUAAUCAGAGCAGGUCAGCCUUUUUCCCUAAGCCAUGCUGAAAUCAAGUUGGGCCAAUGUAAAAGGAAAGAUUCGGACUUGAAGGCUGGUCGAGAAACCGGAACUUUGCCCAAUAGGAUAAAUUGUGAGGUUGCUUCCCAUGCCAAAGAAAGACAAGAGUCCCAAGGUGAUGAAUUGGUCAAGAGACCAGGAACAUUGAAUGAACAAAAUCAAGUUUAUCAUGAACAUGAUGUUCAUAAAAAAGAAAAAACAGUUGUUAUUCUUUUGCCAAGAGAUCGUCCCCCAAAAAGUCUUUCUGAAGUGAAAUUUCCAGAUUCAGCGGCAAUACUAGGUCGAAAAGGAGCGGACGCUAGUGGGAAUCUAUUGGAAGGAUCUAAAGUGGUCUGCCAUCUGGAGUGCAAUUUGAAUCUCCCUGAUUCUUGCUCCUCUCCUCAUGAAGCUAAGGGAAAUAGACACAUGCGGAUCAAACGUAAUAGCCUGAUUGAUGCAGACAUGAACAACCUUCUAACUGAAAGAUCUAAUUCAGUCCCACGCUCAUCAAAAAUAGGAAUCAGUCCAUCCAUAAGAAAUCAAGAAGACAAAGGACCAGCAGCGAUCCCCACAAAAUUCAAUGCAAAAGAUGAACCUUCCAGAAAGUCAGAUCUGAAAUUAAACAAGGUAGCAUCUGAAAAAGGAAGAAGCACUUCACCUUUCCGCAGACUUAGCUUCAGUAUGGGGAAGACAAGCAAAAGUUCCAGCUCCAAAGAUGUUAGUGCUCUACCCCAGUCGAGCUCAAUGAAUAUUUCUGCUAAGCCUGGUUCAGAGAACAUUGUAGCUUUAUCUUGCCAUAAUGCUACAAGGUGUGAUAAACCUCACACUGCAAACAGAGCAAGGUCCAGCCCUUUGAGAAGGUUACUGGAGCCACUCAUCAAGCCAAAGGCAGUCAAUUGUCAUAAUCUUGCUCGGCCAUUGUCAAAGGACCCAAAAUCAUGUGAUGGGGCCAGUAGAUUAUCCGAUGAGCAACCAUGUUCUUCAACUGGGCAAUCAGGAAAAGAUAAACUAGAGAUGGCAAAUCAUAGAGCACUGAAUGCCGAUUAUCCAUCUCAGAGCAAAAGACGGGGAUUAUCAACUGUUCAAGCUCUUCUGCGAGUUGCAGUUAAGAAUGGUCAGCCUCUUUUUACAUUUGCUGUCGACAAUGAGACUGACAUUCUAGCAGCCACAAUGAAGAAAUUGAAUUCCUCAGGGAAGGAUGACUACAGCUACAUUUAUACAUUCUUCACCAUUCAAGAGGUGCAAAAAAGGAAAGGAAGGUGGAUAAAACAAGGAGACAAAGGGCAAGGUCAUGAUUACAUUCCUAAUGUUGUUGCCCAGUUGAGGGUUUCUGGUUCUCAACCUUCUAAUUUGACUGGAAGGAACUGCAUAGAUCAAUUUAGGAUCAGAGAAUUUGUUCUUUUUGCUGUGGACCUAGGACAAGCCGAUCAGCAAACAUCCGAUUUCCAUCCAAAGGAUGAGCUCGCGGCUAUUGUCGUCAAGAUCCCGAAAAGAAUUAGCAGAAGUUCAUCCAGAGAUCUCUUUCAGAGUGGCAAAAGCAAUGAUUCGCAAGAGGUUGGGUUAAAAGAGCAAGACAUUAGUGCAACAGUCAUACUUCCAAGCGGGACUCAUAGUCUACCACAUAAAGGAGGACCUUCAUCAUUGAUUCAACGCUGGAAAUCUGGUGGUGUGUGUGAUUGCGGAGGUUGGGAUAUGGGUUGUAAGCUUAAGAUUCUUGCUAAUCAGAAUCAACCGAGCAAGAACUUCAGUUUGUCAAAACUAUCUUCUGCCACUGACCAAUUUGAGCUUUUCUUUCUGGGAGGACUACUGGACAAUCAGCCUUUCUUCAGUUUUGCUCCAUUCCAGGACGGAAUCUAUUCUGUUGAGUUCAAUUCAUCACUCUCUCUACUACAGGCAUUUGCAAUCUGUAUAGCAGUUUGGGAUGGUAAGCAGCUCUGCAAAAUCUCAGAGUUGAGCGACUCCAUUGAAGACAAAACUUUGCAGGAGACCAUACGAGUCCAGAGGAAUUCCAGUCUCGUCGACGGAGAUGCCCCAGCAAAAUACAUCUCGAAUCCACCCUUAUCCCCUGUUGGAAGGGUCUAGUUCCCCCUUAAGAAGGAGAAUGAUUUUGUAAAAUUACAAACUAGGGCAAGCAUACAUAAUUCUAGUUUGUUGGUUGUAUGGUGCAUGAUACGCCAGGCGUAAGAGCAGUCAUAGGAUGGAUAGAUUAUUAAAUGCUCUUUGAAAUAUCUCAGUCAUUUCUUCACGUAUGCACAUGUGGGCUUCUUCACUUGUAUGAAACCCGAAUGAUUAUAUGGAAGGAGUUGAUGGUUGAGAGGAGUAUCUAAUAAUUUCAUGUGCCUUCACUUAUGUCUGCAGCCCUAAAAAAUAAGCAAAGACUCUUUUUAUAUAUAAUAUAGCGAAGAGAAAGAGACUGGAGUUAGCUUUUUGAGUCACUUUCGUGGUGGAUUGCUUUCGACAGCGGAAGCAAUUUCAGUUGUAAUCCAGUCUCAUCAUCAAUGUUAAUUGUGCAUAUUAUUAUUA